This is a messenger RNA of Euleptes europaea (tarantolino), 1446 nucleotides long. Its product is annotated as gastrula zinc finger protein XlCGF57.1-like. The annotation marks the transcript as partial. The record is from RefSeq and is a predicted model, not a curated record. Lineage: Eukaryota; Metazoa; Chordata; Lepidosauria; Squamata; Sphaerodactylidae. Gene Ontology annotation, biological process: regulation of transcription by RNA polymerase II. The transcript has 4 exons. Gene Ontology annotation, molecular function: DNA-binding transcription factor activity; RNA polymerase II cis-regulatory region sequence-specific DNA binding.
AUGCGGCAGCGAAGAGACAGUGUUGAUCCGUCCUCUUUGCGGAAGUGUGGAGACAGCUGCUGCGCUUCCAGACUGGCAGGGAAUGAUCAGUGGAAUGAAUGUGAUCGGGAAGUGCAUCAGCUAUUGCCAGAUAAAGUGAAGAAUGAUUAUUUGAAAGGAAACUCUGGGAGUCAAGGCAAACUAAAGAGGCAAAAAGAAAGUCACAUGGUCGAGAAGAGAGAUAAACCGAUUCCUGGCCAAGAGCAGGAUGUCUGGGAGAAACCUUGUGAAUGCUUCGAGUGUGGAAAGAGAUUCAGUUGCAGUGGCACGCUUCAAAGUCAUGUAAGAACCCACACAGGAGAGAAACCUUUUGAAUGCUCAGAGUGUGGAAAGAGAUUCAGUCGCAGUGGCAGUCUUCAAAAUCAUCAAAGAACACACACAGGGAAGAAACCUUUUGAAUGCUCAGAGUGUGGAAAGAGAUUCAGUCAGUGUGGCAGUAUUCAAAGGCAUUUAAAAACCCACACAGGGGAGAAACCUUUUGAAUGCGCAGAGUGUGGAAAGAGAUUCAGUGAAAGUGGCAGUCUUCAACAUCAUCGAAGAAUACACACAGGGAAGAAACCUUUUGAAUGCUCAGAGUGUGGAAAGAGAUUUACUAGCAGUGGCAAUCUUCAAAGUCAUGUAAGAACCCACACAGGGAGGAAACCUUUUGAAUGCUCAGAGUGUGGAAAGAGAUUUUCCUUCAGGAGCAAUCUUCAAAGGCAUUUAAGAACCCACACAGGGGAGAAACCUUUUGAAUGUUCAGAGUGUGGAAAGAGAUUUUCCUUCAGUAGCAAUCUUCAAAGGCAUUUAAGAACCCACACAGGGGAGAAACCUUUUGAAUGCUCCGAGUGUGCAAAGAGAUUUACUAGCAGUGACCAUCUUCAAAGUCAUGUAAGAACCCACACAGGAGAGAAACCUUUUGAAUGCUCAGAGUGUGGAAUGAGAUUCAGUCAGAGUGGCAGUAUUCAAAAUCAUCAAAGAAUACACACAGGCAAGAAACUUUUUGAAUGUUCAGAGUGUGGAAAGAGAUUUACUAGCAGUGGAAAUCUUCAAAGGCAUUUAAGAACCCACACAGGGAAGAAACCUUUUGAUUGCUCAGAGUGUGGAAAGAGAUUUACUAGCAGUGACAAUCUUCAAAGGCAUUUAAGAACCCACACAGGGGAGAAACCCUUUGAAUGCUCAGAGUGUGGAAAGAGAUUUACUAGCAGUGGCAGUCUUCAAAGUCAUGUAAGAACCCACACAGGAGAGAAACCUUUUGAAUGCUCAGAGUGUGGAAAGAGAUUUACUAUCAGUGGCAAUCUUCAAAGGCAUGUAAGAACCCACUCAGGUGAGAAACCUUUUGAAUGCUCAGAGUGUGGAAAGAGAUUCAGUCAGAAUGGCAAUCUUCAACAGCAUCAAAGAAUACACACAGGGAAGAAACGUUUUGAA